UUAUGCGUACUUGAUUACUUGCUUGUAAAAAUCACCUUCAUAUUAAGCUUUCUUUGACCCUACCUUUAUCAAGGAUACAAAAAAAUAUCAUGAUACGACUAACGACAUUCUAUAAUUACAACCAAUCCAAGAUCAACACUUGGUUCCUCCUACACACAGGCUGGCUACUGCUGUAGUUGAUGGCGGACGAAGUCGAAACUCCGAUGCUACUCAACCCCGUCGACGGCGCCGUUGACUACAAAGGUCGUCCGUUUUUCAGAUUCAGAUGCGGAGGUUGGAGAUCAGCGUCUUUAAUCAUAGGUGUUGAGGUUGCUGAGAGAUUCGCCUACUAUGGGGUCAGCUCAAACCUCGUGACCUAUCUGACUGGGCCACUCGGAGAGUCGACGGCAACCGCGGCGGCCAACGUCAAUGCUUGGGCAGGAACGGCGGCGUUGCUGCCUCUCUUGGGAGGAUUCAUCGCCGAUUCUUUUCUUGGGCGAUAUCGAACCGUUAUUGUUGCUUCUCUGCUUUAUAUUUUGGGACUAGGUCUGUUGAGUAUGUCAGCUACUUUGCCAUCUGUGAGUGGUUUUGGCUGCCAAAACAACAACAAUAUGCUUUGUUCUACUCCUCAGUUCCGUGUAAUACUGUUCUACUUUUCCUUAUAUUUAGUAGCAAUUGGCAAAGGUGGACAUAAGCCAUGCACUCAGGCUUUUGGAGCUGAUCAGUUCGAUGGUCAAGAUCCAGAGGAGUGCAAGUGCAAGAGCUCAUUCUUUAACUGGUGGUAUUGUUGUGCUGCUGCAGGUGUUAUAGUAUCAGUUUUAAUCGUAAGCUACAUACAAGACAACCUGAGUUGGGCUCUUGGAUUUGGACUUCCUUGUAUUGCGAUGGUCAUUGGAUUGGUUGUUUUCUUGCUUGGAACUACAACUUAUAGGUAUAGCAUUGAGCUGAACAAGAGAGGUCCCUUUGUGAGAAUUGGUAGUGUGUUUGUUGCAGCAUUUAGGAACAGGCGAAGAACUCUUGGAUUAUUGCCUGACCGAGAUUCUGAUCAAUUCAGAUUCCUCAACAGAGCACUGCUCGCACCAACUCAUUUGCAGGAAGAUGAUUGUGUUUGUAGCAGAGCUGAUAUCGAAGAAGCAAAGGCUGUACUUAGGCUUGUUCCAAUAUGGUUGACAUGCUUGACAUAUGGUAUUGUGUUUGCACAAUCGUCAACCUUGUUUACAAAGCAAGGGGCCACCAUGGACAGAACGAUUGUCUCAGGCUCUAGCUCUAAAAUAUCUGCUGCUUCACUUCAGUGCUUUAUAUACCUUACCGUUCUUAUCUUCUUGCCCAUUUAUGAUCGCAUUUUUGUUCCAGUGGCUAGAACUUUCACUAGAGCACCAUCUGGAAUCACAAUGCUGCAGAGAAUAGGAGUUGGGUUUUUGUUUCAUGCUUUGAGUAUGGUCGUUGCAGCUCUUGUUGAGUUGAAAAGGCUCAAAACUGCUCAAGAAUACGACCUAGUUGAUAUGCCAAGUGCAAUGAUUCCAAUGAGUGUGUGGUGGUUGUUACCUCAGUACCUCCUCUUUGGAAUAGCUGAUGUUUUCAGUUUGGUUGGCAUGCAAGAGUUCUUCUAUGACCAAGUCCCAACAGAGUUAAGAAGCAUAGGACUUGCCCUUUACUUUAGUGUAUUUGGCAUUGGGAGCUUCUUAAGCAGCUUUCUUAUUUCUGUCAUUGAGAAAGCAACAGCAGAUGGAGAAGGAAGAAACAGCUGGUUUUCUAAUAACCUGAAUCGGGCUCAUCUUGAUUACUUCUAUUGGCUUCUUUUUGGACUUAGUACUGUCGGGUUUGCUGCCUACUUACAUUUUGCAAAUUCUUAUAUUUAUAAUACAAGAGGUAAAAGAUAAAUUCACUUUCUGUGUAUAAUUAUUGUGUACACAUGUAAUUAGUGAACUACUGCCUACGAGAAAUUGUAAUAUAAAACAUUCCAGUUGUAGAUGUCAAAUUUCCAAAAAUGCAAUCUCAUUUUUGGCAGUCAA
Molecule: messenger RNA, 1991 nt
Organism: Humulus lupulus (European hop)
Lineage: Eukaryota; Viridiplantae; Streptophyta; Magnoliopsida; Rosales; Cannabaceae
Product: protein NRT1/ PTR FAMILY 5.10-like
Exons: 4
Coding region: 180-1859 (559 amino acids)
Biological process (GO): transmembrane transport; dipeptide transport
Cellular component (GO): membrane
Molecular function (GO): tripeptide transmembrane transporter activity; dipeptide transmembrane transporter activity
Source: RefSeq, a predicted model, not a curated record